CUUUAUUCCUCCUUUUCCAAACAUGAAAGAAAAGGAGGUGCAGGAGCUCCACCCAUGUGUGUGCAGUACCUGCUCAGGUGCUCAAACAAUAAAAAGACUGUUCACUGUGAUAAAGGGGCACUUUCUCCAGAACAUUAGUGGAUGUUGUUGAUUCAACCUGCUGGCGGAGAUCACACUCUGAAGGAUUACUCGUCUUCAAAGAUGAUUAUGAUUAUGCUAAGAGCUUCCACCACCUUAGUUAUUUGCUGGAUUUUACUCUUUAUUGGUGUAAACUCGGUCAAUAUAUCUGCGGUGGACUCCACAACUGAGAGCACAGAUGCCUCGACGCCACACUCUUUAACAUCAGUUAUCAUGGACCUCCGCAUCACUAACCGUGUUUAUAAUGAGUCACUGGCUGACCAGCAAUCAGCAGAGUACACAACGCUCAAACAAGAACUGGAUCAACUGUUCGAUGAUAUUUACGCACUCUCAUAUAACAGCACUCAUCUGAUGUAUUUGGGGACAGAUGAGAUGAUCUUCAGUAACGGAUCUGUGAUCGCCACUUCUCGACUGCUGUUUGGGCCAACGCACGUCAGUCCAGAGCUUGUGAGAGGCAUCUUUUUGCCAGCGUACAAACAAAUUCCCUCACCAUCACUAGACAUCGACUUCAGCUACACUGACAGUAAAAAAACUGGCAACAAUGAUGAACUACCGACUGAAGGACCUUUUGAGGAAGAGAAGAACUUUAGCAGUCUGACAAUGACGACAUACAAAGACCCGCCUCUUUCGACCACGCCCCUAAUGACCACACCCCUUAAAUCCACUCCUGAUGCAGAAUCCCUCACCAGCCGCUCUCCAUCCACGCACACGCCCAACAUGUCCACUUCUGUUGGUGUAGAAAACAUUACACACUCCAACCACUCCACAUCCACCCUCUUUAACUCCACCACGGUGCACCCAACACCCAACGUAGUAACAAGUAACACAAGUACAUUAUACAGCACCACUGCAGAAACACCAACUGGCACCAUUACUACAGCUUCCAAUGGCACCACCAUCACUACAGUCCCAAAUGUCAGCACCGCCCCAUCAACAACCGGCACCACCACCCCUGCAGCCUCCACCAGCACCAUUACUUCUGUCAGGACCAGUUUAACAUCCGUCCACAGCACAGUUGGGAAUCCAACAACAAGCUCCACUCCAUUUACAACACGCUCCACCCCAAUUUCAACAGCUCCACCCCAAAAGACCACACCCAUGUAUUAUUCUCCUCCCACGAUCGCUGAUCUGGUGCCUGGAUGGGCGGUUGCCCUGUUAGCAUUGGUGGGCGUCAGUCUCUUCCUCCUCAUCCUCCUCAUCAUUCUGGUGGUGAUCUGGUGCUGUUGUCCAAAACGAAGGGUUUUUGUCAAUGAACCUGAAGAGAUGAAUCCACCCAUGUACUUCAGUCCAGACAUCCCCAUGUACUCCACGCAGAGCACGUUUGACACAACCAACGGCAAACAAGCGGAUGUCAGAGAAAAACCUCCAAAAAUCCGCACAGGAAUGUAUGUGGUAAACAAAUAAAAGAUACAGGUCCUCAGAGCACAACACUUUCAGUCCUCAGUGUGUAUGUGAGGAACGAGGAAACCUUUAAUGAAGAAUUACUGUCACACAAGUGGCUGUGAACAGCAGCUGAAGCUCAACAACAGACAGGAAGGGGAUUUUACAUGCCAUUGCUAUCUGUUUAGAAUAUAUAUUCCUACAGUAUACCUUUUGGACAAUGUAUUUUGUAACAUUUCGAAAUGGAUUGCGUGAUGACAAUAAUGAGAUAUGUAUAAACGAUGAUUUAGUCAAAUUAAAAGGAGUUUCUGAAAAUGAACAGGUGUUUGGAGUGUUGAGUUUUAUAAUGCAUAAUGAAAUUGAAAUUCUAAAAUCCCUGUGAUAAAAAUAUAUCAAAUUUAUUCAUUAAAAAAAUGUAUUUAAAAAAUGAUGUGGUUGCAACACUAAUGAAAAGCAGCCAUUUUGCCAAAAUUUGGGUUAAAAUGUUCUUUUAAUGCACUAUAUUGCAGUGUCAUUGAUCAUAACCGCAGAUCUAUACUGUAAAUUCAGCUUACUAGUACUGUUUGCACAUUCACAAAGAUGUGGCUCAUGUUUCUAAGCAGCAGAAUGAUCCGCUCGUUUGUGCAUCAAGUGACAAACUCAGUCUGAAGGAAAACGAACAAAACUACAGGUCAUGACAGAGGCUCUGUGUCACUUCAGGUCAAUUUCGGUUUAAAAGCACAAAGGGCAAAAAAUGUGCCAGGAAGUAUCCCGAUUAAGAAAUCAAAAUAUGGAGUGUUUGAACAGAGAGGACAGAGAGGGAGAGGCGAACACCACAGUUUAUCUGUAGUCAAAUGUAAUCUGUGAUGAAAUUGCAUUUUUCUCAUAUUUGAGUCUUAAAAGGCUCCGGUCAAACUUACUCUGAACCCACUUGCACAGGGAUUAAUAUGGUUACUGAAUUGAAAUAUUUUUUGUAA
This is a messenger RNA of Danio rerio (zebrafish), 2474 nucleotides long. NCBI's taxonomy places the organism in Eukaryota, Metazoa, Chordata, Actinopteri, Cypriniformes, Danionidae. The record is from RefSeq and is a predicted model, not a curated record.